Molecule: messenger RNA, 1424 nt
Organism: Sinocyclocheilus rhinocerous
Lineage: Eukaryota; Metazoa; Chordata; Actinopteri; Cypriniformes; Cyprinidae
Product: caspase-8-like
Exons: 9
Coding region: 1-1104 (367 amino acids)
Biological process (GO): proteolysis
Molecular function (GO): cysteine-type endopeptidase activity
Source: RefSeq, a predicted model, not a curated record
AUGGCAGAACUAAAGGGGACAAAAGCAAGUGAAAUUAUGUUAGCAUGCUUGAAGGACAGAGACAACUGUCUUUACGACAACCUAAACAUAGACAGCCAUUUAGCAAUUCCUGAAAGAGGAGCGACCUGUAGCCCUGCACCAGCGCCACACAGUACAACAGACAAACAAAACAAUUUGGUCAGUGGAGAUAAGGUGUACAAAAUGGACAGUAAUCCACGUGGACUGUGUGUAAUUAUUAAUAACGAGAACUUUGUAGACCCAGAAAAGAAACGAAACGGAUCCCAAAAUGAUGUUGAUUCUCUGAAGGCCAUAUUUGAAUUUUUGGGCUUUCUGGUUGAAGUCGAGACAGACAAAACUGCAGAUCAAAUAAAAGCUCCUCUGGCUCUUGAUCUUUUAUGCUUUUCUUUUAUGCAUUUCUCAGAUUCUCUGAAGGCCAUAUUUGAAUUUUUGGGCUUUCUGGUUGAAGUCGAGACAGACAAAACUGCAGAUCAAAUAAAAGCGCUUAUGGCCAAAUACAGUAAAGAUGCUCGUCAUGGAGACUGCUUUGUCUGUUGCGUAAUGAGUCAUGGAAAUAAGACUGGUGUCGAGGGAUGCGAUGAGCAAAUAUGUCCCCUGAAUGACAUCACCUCUCCGUUUGAUGGAGACAACUGUCCCGCUCUCAUUGGCAAACCGAAAGUGUUCUUUAUCCAGGCAUGCAGAGGAUGUGGGAUGCAGAGUAAAGUGCUGGUUGCAGAUGGUGCUGGUGCCAGUCGUAUCCAGAAAUCUGGCAAAGUAUACAGCAUUGCCAAAGAUUCUGAUUUUCUGAUUGCCCUGUCCACUGUGGAGGGAUAUGUGUCAGUCCGCGAUAAAUACAGUGGAUCAUGGUUUAUACAGUCCCUUUGCAAGCAUUUAAAAGAAGGAAGUAAACGAGGCCAGGACAUCUUGAGGAUCCUCACUAAUGUCAAUAACGAUGUAAGCCGUGAAGAGGGCUUUAUAGAAGAUGAGAACAAUGAUAUAGUAGAUGCAAAGAUGACCCCUCAGCCCCAAUUCACCCUGAGGAAGCUUCUUAUUUUCAAAGCACCGAAGGGUCAGGCUGCUGCUUCUAAACCGAAGAAAACAGGCUGAACAUCCUCAUCUUUCACCUGAAGAGGAAAUCUUGCCAUUGACAUUCUAGAGAAGUCUAUAGUGUUCAUCUAUGUUUCCCCAUAUUUGUUAUAUUGGAUUUUAGAAUAUGUGUACCACAGGAAAGUGGACCUUGAGGGCCAGAGUUGAGAACCCCUGUUUUACAGGAUCAGGAUCAUUUCAUUUAAGACAUCUGUGUUUAAUCACAUAGUUUUCUUUAAUUUCUUUAAUAAAUUACAUCAAAUUCUCUUAUACUGCUUUUGAACUGUUUUGUCUGUCGACUAAAAUCACCUACACUUAUAACAACAGGACUGAAUCCUAUA